Egretta garzetta (little egret) is the source of this 1653-nucleotide messenger RNA. It is a transcript of the gene PGAP2, whose product is annotated as post-GPI attachment to proteins 2. Gene Ontology annotation, cellular component: Golgi membrane; endoplasmic reticulum membrane. The record is from RefSeq and is a predicted model, not a curated record. The transcript is spliced from 5 exons. Lineage: Eukaryota; Metazoa; Chordata; Aves; Pelecaniformes; Ardeidae. Gene Ontology annotation, biological process: GPI anchor biosynthetic process. The coding region runs from base 666 to 1376 and encodes 236 amino acids.
GCCUUGCUGCACCCCUGGCCCAUGCUAGAGUUGCCCCUUCGCUUCGCUUUCAUCCUGCAAAUAACCCCCCCGGGGAGGGGGCUGAGCCGUGUUUUCCACAGCCCUUCGCUACUGGGGUGGGCAUGGCGCUGGCGGGGACUGUCCCUGCGCCGGGGGGGCUCACGGCACCGGACUGCCCGGACUCCUGCCCUGGCUGCUAACUGGCCUUUGCGGGAUUGCCCAUAAAUCAGAUUUGUCCUGGAGCCCGGGCAGCGGGUGAGGCGAGGCAGGGAUCCCUCGCUCAGAGCAGAGUGUCCCAGCCCCUCGUUUUGGCUGCUCGGUGGCCCUUGUCCCCGGGCAGGGGGGAGCCUGCUGGGACAGGAGGGGUUCGGGGCCAGGCGCGGCGGGAGGAGAGCUGGAAGGAAGAUGCGUGUGAUGAUCGGGACCGAUUUAACGUGGCUUUGACCCCGGCGGUCUUGAGGGCAGCUGGGCUGCGGCCAGGGGCGCGUGAGAAGGUUUAAGGAUGAACGGCCGUGGCCGAGGGCAAGAGAGCAGCCAGCAAGCGUGGGGACUGAGCUGAUGGAGAGCCCUGAGCCGGAGGCGGGCUGCCGGGCUUGAUAAACGGCUUGUCCCAGCUUGCCCGACCUGAUGAGCGAUGGUUUUGUCGUUGUGCAAGGUCCACCACGAUGUUGCAGGUACCACUGCCCCUGGAUCGAGACGGGAUCCUCUUCCGGCUCCGUUUUACCACGCUGGCCGUCGGGACUGUGUUUUGCCCGCUCUUUGGUUUCCUUUUCUGUGUGAUCUGGUCUCUGCUGUUCCAUUUCCAGGAGACGACAGCGACCCACUGCGGGGUCCCCAACUACCUCCCCUCCAUCAGCGCCGCUAUCGGAGGCGAGACCCCCCAGCGUUACGUCUGGCGCCUCUGCAUCGGCCUCCACUCCGCUCCCCGCUUCCUGGUGGCGGUUGCCUACUGGAACCACUACCAGAGCUGCCACUGCUCGCACCCCCGCUACCCGCGCUUGUGCCACUUCAACCUGCUGCUCAACCUGCUGGAAAACUUCGCCCUCCUCAUUCUGACGUACGUGUCCUCAUCUGAAAACUAUGCAAUCCACGAAAAUGCCUUCAUCGUCUUUAUCACGUCGGCUCUGGGCCACAUGCUCCUGACAUGCGUCCUCUGGAGAAUGACUAAGAAACACACAGUAAGUCCCGAGUCCCGGGACAGAGCUGGCUGCAGGUUCCCCUCCCCUGCUGUGUUUCCUCCACCAGCGUACACCAUCUUCGCCUUCCUGGAGUACCUGGUUGUCCUCUCCAACAUGGCCUUCCACAUGACUGCCUUCUGGGACUUCGGCAACAAGGAGCUGGUGGUGAGCUCGCUGGUGGAGGACAAGCACUUCUAGCCGGCCUUGUGCCGCAACCGGCCGCGGUGCCGCUGCCCGGCGGGGGCUGCCCUCCCCCUGGGGAAGGCAGAGAGCCCCCUCCCUUUCCUGCUGCCCCUGGGGCCAGGGCCAGGGCGUUCACUGUGGAGCUGCCACAAGGAUCGUCCCAGGGUCCUGGGCCCUGCGAGUGUCUGUGCGUGGUCCCUGGCUGCGCCUGGACCUCUCUUACGGGGGAGCUGGGGGCUCUUGCUGAGGACCCUCGAGGCCGCUUACCCCCUGCCCUGUCUCCCUGCCGGCU